Messenger RNA from Chrysemys picta bellii (western painted turtle), 3532 nucleotides. RefSeq names its product WD repeat containing planar cell polarity effector (gene WDPCP). NCBI's taxonomy places the organism in Eukaryota, Metazoa, Chordata, Testudines, Emydidae. Gene Ontology annotation, molecular function: protein binding. Gene Ontology annotation, cellular component: axonemal basal plate. Gene Ontology annotation, biological process: cilium organization; nervous system development; establishment of protein localization. The record is from RefSeq and is a predicted model, not a curated record.
UCGUCGCGCUGACAGUAGCUCGUGUCCAAUCUCUUUCCACCUCCCCACCAACCGCUGAGGCGCGCCCGCAGUAACUAUUGGGCACAUUCACAGCAGGGCCAACGAGGAACAGCUUCCCCACUCUCCGCCAGGGGGCGCUACAAGCUCAAGCUUUUGCGCAUGCGCUACAGAAGACACGUGGCCCGUGUUUCUCUUUGCGCAUGCGCGAGACGAAGAGCCGGGAGGUCGGGGGACGGUGUGUGUGCAGAGUCAACGCUCCUGUUUCGGGCGAACCGAACUUUGCAAGCUUAAGGAGAGCUUUAAGUCAAUGAAGAAAUCAAACGUCAGAAAAAAAUUAAGAUCACAAAACUUAUAAACCAGAAGCAAGAAAAGGGCAUACGUAAAAGGACUGAGUUUCCAUCUGCCAUCAGAUGUCUUUCUGCCUGACUGAGAUGCACCUGUGGUCUUUGAAGAAUACCUUACAUGUUGGGGAUGAAGACAUUGGGAUCUAUCAAUACUAUGACAAGAAAGAACCAGUAUCACAAACGAACCAUGGUUACUUAGAAGAGAAACAACAGCUUGUGGAAUCUCGAGAUUAUCCUUGGAUACUUAAAAACAAACGCCCAGAAAAACUGCGCGAUGCUCUCAAGGAGCUGGAGGAGCUGAUGCAAAACAGUCAGUGUGUGCUGAGCAAAUGGAAGAAUAAAUAUGUCUGUCAGCUCCUCUUUCAUUCAGGUGUACUGGUGUCCCUAAGCCUUUCUGGGCCACAGCUGGAGAAAGUGGUGAUUGACAGGACCCUGGCAGGGAAGCUCAUCUCCGACACCAUCAGUGAUGCUGUUCUUACAGACAGUUUCAUCAUCUUGUCAUUUUGGGAGCAAAACAAACUCUGCUUCAUUCAGUUUACAAAGAAGACAGGUUCUCCUGAUGUAAACAAAAGACUGGAAAAACUCUCAUCCUUGGAUUUUAAGAUUUCUUAUAUUGAUAUACCUGGACCAGCAAGUAGAAGGAUAAAACGUCACCUGUCAAUAAAUUGUAUCCAAGAUAUGGUCAUUUGCUGGUGGUCACUGACUAAUGACGGAGCGUGGCCUUGGUCUCCUAUUUCCAGUGAGAGGGACAGAGCCAACUUGUUGUUAUUAGGCUGUGCGCAUGGCAGACUAGAGGUUCUGAGUUACAUCCAUACAGAAUGGGAUCCACUUGAUGCUAGCUUUAGCACUAAUCAGCCUUAUCAGGUUCACACAGUGGAGCACUCUAUCAGCGCAGACAAAGAGCCCAUGGCUGACAGCUGCAUCUAUGAGUGGGUUAGGAACAAACUUCAGUGCAUGGCAGUCACCAGAAUACCACUAAGAUCCAAGGCCAUCAGUUGUUGCAGGAACAUUGCAGAAGACAAGCUGGUCCUGGGCUGUGAAGAUUCUUCAGUAAUUCUGUAUGAAGCCCACCAGAGAGUGACUCGGUUAGCCCAGGCAGAACUAUUGCCUGCUUUAAUAAACUGCCACCCCAGUGGAGCCAUAUUUCUGGUUGGCAGCUCUCAAGGGGAGCUGCAGCUUUUUGACAUGGCACUGUCCCCAAUUAAAAUACAGCUUUUGACAGAAGACUGCUCACCUAAAGCAACUUUGCAAUUCAGUAAACGGUUUGAUGUGUCUAGCAGCCUCAUCCAGAUACAAUGGGCAGCUCCUCACACCGCGUCUGACAGCGACAACAGCAUGGAUGUUCAUGACCUUCUGUUAAUUCGGUUUGACAAAGGACCUUUAGGAGUACUUCAGUUUAAACUUGGUGUCAUCACAAGAGGACGGCUGGGCCUUGUGGAAAUCAUCCACCAGUAUGUUCGUUAUGAUGAGAUAUCUGAGGCGAUUAGUGUCCUGAGCAGCAUGAACUGGGACACUAUGGGUCAUCAGUGUCACAUAAGCAUGAGUGCCAUUGUAAAUCACCUUCUUAGACAAAAGCUGACACCAGAGAGAGAAGCACAGCUUGAAGCAAGCCUUGGAACCUUUUAUGCUCCAACAAGACCCCUGUUGGAUACGACUGUGUUGGAAUAUAGAGACCCAAUCAGCAGAUAUGCAAGAAGGUUCUUCCACCACCUGCUCAGGUAUCAGAGAUUUGAAAAGGCAUUUCUGCUCGCUGUUGACAUAGGUGCUCGUGACCUGUUUAUGGACAUCCAUUACCUUGCAGUAGAUAAGGGUGAAUUGGCACUAGCUGAAGUGGCAAAGAAAAAAGCUAACGACAUUGAUGCAGAAUCAAUAACUACGGGAGUUGCUCUUUUGGGGCAUUUAGACAGAGAGGAUUCUUCAGAUGAAGCUUUUCUCGCCCUAUCUCGAACAUUGCAAGAGGAACAGACAUUUCAGGAUGCCCUCCCCCCCUCUGGCUCAAACUUCAGACCCACAUCACAGAGCAGUUCUAACAGUUCUGCUACCCGUAGACAAAGAGACACCAGGGAGAGUGCGCUCGGAAUGGAGAGCAAUGCUGCUUCUGCAAUGGAUAAACCCUUGUCCUGGAAUCCAGCAGCAAGUUCAGGGAAUUUUGGGGACGUUCACACAGAACAGGAGACUGGAGGAAGUGGAUCUCUCAAAGUGGUUCACUUUGGUCUAGUAUAAUCAAGAAUAUGAAUACUUUCACUUUAAAAGAAAAUACUUAAAGCCUGAUUAGACUCCCACUGAAAUUCAUCGCAGUCUUUCAUUUGGCUUCAGUUGCCUUUGGAUCAGGCCCUUCAAGAGAAAAUUCAGUUAAAAGUUUCAGUGAUGGUCUGCUUAAAACACUGAAUUAUUGAUUUAUAGGCACCUGUCUCUGCAAAAACUGACCCACGUUUAUUUAUGAAGAGCAAAUAAAUUUUCAUCAUGACAUCUGAUGACAUACAAAAUCCAAUAAUCAUGGAUACCAGUAUUACUGUACAAAUGGUAAUGCUGAAAGAUUGGUUUUUCAUUAAACAAAUCCAUAAACCUCACAGAGCAAAUUCUCUGUAAUUCUCCAUGCAUUAUAUAUUUUAACAAUCUUCACUUGGAUGCAGAUUUGAAUUUCCACUUAAGGCUCUGAAAACCAUUCUACCGAGAUACUAGCAGAUAAAAUCUUCACUCAGGAUACCUCUGUGAAAAAGCAGCCUUUCACAGUCAGCAGCGUUUUUCUAAGAAUGCUCUCAAUUUUCGUAUCUACAUAUAUCAUCUUAGUUGAAUAACCAUUAUUUUACCUUUAAAAAAAAGACAUGGAGUCUCUUAAACAUCAUUCCUUUGGAGUCCAGAUUUUAAUCUUGCUCCUCUAGCCACUAACAGAAAAUGCUACAGAGAAGACAACUUAACCUGUUUCAUUACUAUACUUGUUCCGGAAUUAUUAAAAGAGAAAAGGAACUUUAUGAUGUUUCUUGCUUCCUACCGUUUGAUCCAGUAUAUCAUGUAUGUACACAUGUAUUGUACUUUACUGUAUAUACACACAUAUAGAUUAAGCUUGGUCUUUUGGAGCAGUCAGUUAUGUAAAACUGAAAGUCAACAAUCUGCUUGAAUUUGCUUUUUGGUUACUGUCUUUAAAUGGUACGGUCACGAAAUAAAUGGAUUAAAAAUAAAAACUUUUU